AUGGAUAACCAGUCCGGAUACCGGCAUGGCAACAGGGCCUUUCUUCAGGCCCUCCUUGCCAACGGGACAUUGACCUACAAAGAAGCACAGCCAAUAAUUGCCGCCAUCAUCAACGCCGACAAUGCUGGCGAUCCAGAAAGUACAGAAUGCAGGCCCGACCAGGUCUCGGAAGAGGUAUUCCUUGACUACAUCGACAAAGCUUCGGCCGCAGCAUCCCAGUUUGAUUAUGAGAUUCGGAGCACGCAGCACCAGGUCACCAAGGAGAGAUUUUUUGCCCUCGUCAACACCACUUCCGACCCCCAGACGCAGCUCGCCACAAUAUACAGCCCAGAGGAGUUAUCCUUCAUCAAGCGGGUUCUCGAUGCCAUGUUUGACAAGUUUAACCGGCCCCGGCUGGAGUCGCUCUGUAUUACCGAGAUGCAAGCUAUCAAACUAGCAAGGCCACCGCGCAGGGAGAGCCAGGGGGAUGGAGAAGAUCAGUCACAGGCUCCGACAGAUAGGGGGUUGAAGCACAGCGAGGUGGAAAACGUCCUCGAAAGUCUUGUUGAGGGGGGCUGGUUUGAGAUUAGCAGAGAGGGUUUCUACUCGCUGACACCGCGAGCACUCCUAGAGCUACGUCCCUGGCUCAUUGAUAUGUACAAUGAUCCAGACGCUGAACCUGGUGAGUGGCAGAAGAUUAAAUUCUGCGAGGCAUGUAAGGAGAUUGUGACCUGGGGGCUCAGGUGUUCAGAUCCCGACUGCACACUGCGGUUGCACGACAUCUGUCAAGAGGCAUUCUGGAGGUCACGGCGAGGAACGAGCUGCCCCAAAUGCUCCCGGGAAUGGACUGGGGACCACUACGUUGGAGAGAGAGCCAUCACAAUGACCGAGGCGUAUCGAAGGGGGCGAAGACAGAGCGGUGGUCACAGGAGUGCGCUGGCAGAUGAGAUUGUGCAUGAGCAGGGAGGUGACGAAGAGAGCGAAGGCGAGGAGGAGGAAUAA
Messenger RNA from Trichoderma virens Gv29-8, 981 nucleotides. RefSeq lists its product as uncharacterized. Gene Ontology annotation, biological process: DNA damage tolerance; double-strand break repair via homologous recombination. Gene Ontology annotation, molecular function: ubiquitin-protein transferase activity. The transcript has a single exon. Gene Ontology annotation, cellular component: nucleus; Smc5-Smc6 complex. The record is from RefSeq and is a predicted model, not a curated record. Lineage: Eukaryota; Fungi; Ascomycota; Sordariomycetes; Hypocreales; Hypocreaceae. The coding region runs from base 1 to 981 and encodes 326 amino acids.